CCGGGGCUUCCCGCGAUGGCUCUCCCGACACCUUCGGACGACACCCUCCCCGCGGAAGCCCGAGGAGGAGGACGGCGGAGGAGACUCGUCUGGACCCCGAGCCAAAGCGGCUGCUUUGAGCGGAACCCGUACCCGGGCAUCGCCACCAGAGAACGGCUGGCCCAGGUCAUCGGCGUUUCGGAGCCCAGGGUCCAGAUUUGGUUUCAGAAUGAGAGGUCACGCCAGCUGAGGCAGCACCGGCGGGAAUCUCGGCCCUGGCCGGGGAGACGCGGCCCGCAAGAAGGCAGGCGAAAGCGGACCUCCGUCACCCCAUCCCAGACCGACCUGCUGGUCCGAGACUUUGAGAAGGAUCGCUUUCCAGGCAUCGCCACCAGGGAAGGACUGGCCAGAGAGACGGGCCCCCCGGAGUCCAGGAUCCACAUCUGGUUUCAGAACCGAAGGGCCAGGCACCCGUCACAGGGUGGCAGGGCGCCACCGCCCACAGGCGGCCUGUGCAACGCGGCCCCGGGCGGGUGUCACCCUGCUCCCUGGUCGGUCGCCUUCGCCCACACCGGGGCGUGGGGAACGGGGAUCCCCGCACCCCACAUGCCCUGCGCGCCCGGGGCUCUCCCACAGGGGGCUUUCGUGAGCCAGGGAGCAAGGCCGUGCCAGGCCGCGCAGGCACGAGGGAUAUCCCAACCUGCCCCGUUAGGCGGGGAUUUUGCCUACGCCGCCCUGGCUCCUCCGGAAGGGGCGCUCUCCCACCCUCAGACGCCUCGGUGGCCUCCGCACCCGAGCAAAUGCCGGGAGGACCGCGACCCGCAGCGCGACGGCCUGCCGGGCCCUUGCGCGGUGGGACAGCCGGGCCCUCAGGCCGGGCCACAGGGCCAAGGUGUGCUUGCGCCACCCACGUCCCAGGGCAGUCCGUGGUGGGGCUGGCCCCAGGUCGCCGGGGCGGCGUGGGAACCCGAAGAAGGGGCACCUCCACCUCCGAAGCUCGCGACCCCGGGGGCCUCGCGUCAAGCACAGAUACAAGCCAUCCGGGCGCCCUCCCCACCGCUCGAGGAGCCGGGGCGCUCGUCUGCAUUCACCUCCAGGCUGUUAGAUGAGUUCCUGUGGACCCCAGAGUUUCAGCAAAAGUCACAACCUUUCCUAGAUCCGGCGCCACUGGGGGAGCUGAAGGACAUGGAAGAGCCCGCUCCGCUGGAACCACUCCUCAGACAGGAAGGACACCGGGCUCUGCUGGAGGAGCAGCUGACCUGUCUAGGAUCCCUGAGUUCCAGGUCCGGCGAGAGACUCCACACAGAGGAGGGCUGUCAUUCUUUCCUGAGCAUCCCGGGGAUCCCAGGGCCCGCCCAGGGGUAUGGCUGUAGACAAUGGCAGUGGCGCCUGGCUGGUCCAAGAGCCCGGUCCAGCUAUGCCCGCCUGAUUCCAGGCGUCACCACCAACCCCGGGCCGCGAGGCUGGGAUCAGGCACCCCGGAGCCGCUUGCCCGCGCCGGGCUGCUCUCCCCCUCUAUAUGCCCGAGCACCACCAGUCGCUGCGCUGCGCUUUCCGCCGACCUCCCUGAGCGUCCCGCUGUCGCCGGCGGCCAGACCACGCGAGGGAUCGCAGAGGCGCCAGAGGCCUCCAUCCCCUGCCAGGGCUCUGGACUCUCCAGGAGGCCUCCCUUUAGCUGAUGCUCCAGGCUUUCCCCUGGUUCUCCAGCUCUGGAGCUUCCAACACUUGGGGCCUGCUCAGGACGGGGUGUGCCCCCAGGCGUCAGGGCCCAGGGCCCACGGUCCUGGGAUCCCCUCUGGUCCUCCGCCUUGCCGCGGAAAAAUUAUUUUGGAUUCCUCCCCGCCCCUCCUGCAAGGUCCCCUCUUUCCCCACACACCCAGAGAAGCCAGGGCUGCCCAGGGGCCGGCAGUGGCGCCUGGCUGCCACAAGAGCCCGUCCCAGUCACGCCUGCUCGACUCCAGGCGUCACCGCCACCCCGGGGCCGCUGGCCUCAGAUCCGGGACCCCAGAGCCGCUCCCGCGCGGCUGGGCUGCUCUCCCCAUCAAGGCCCCAGCACCGCCGGCCGCCGCGCUGCGCCUUCUGCCGGCCUCCCAGAGCCACCCUCCUCGCCUGCGGCCAGACCACGCGCCGGACCGCCGCCCUGCUGCAGCGCGGGAGAGCCACAGGCCUCAGUCCCCUGCCCAGGCUCCAGGCACACCAGGCGGCCUCCCUUUUCGCAGACGCUCCAGGCCUUCCCCCGCUCAGGAGCUCCCAAGCUCCCAACACAUCGGGCCCGCUCAGGACGGGGUGUGCUCUGAGGCGUCAGGGCCCAGGGCCAACGGUCCUGGGAUCCCCUCCAGUCCUCCGCCUUGCCGCGGAAAAAUUGUUUUGGAUCCCUCGCCGCCCCUCCUGCAAGGCCCCCUCUUGCCCCACAUACCCAGAGCCGUCAGGGCUGCCCAGGGGCAAACAGCUGGCUCAGCCCCGCCGGCCCUUUUUCUCACAACGCCCACAUCAUUGUCGCUUGUCCCAACGAGGACCCGCCCCGUUGGCCAAGGCCCUGCUUUGCCCCGCGCUGGCACUAGAGCCCCGGCAGCCUGA
This is a messenger RNA of Nomascus leucogenys (northern white-cheeked gibbon), 2556 nucleotides long. RefSeq names its product basic proline-rich protein-like. Gene Ontology annotation, molecular function: DNA binding. NCBI's taxonomy places the organism in Eukaryota, Metazoa, Chordata, Mammalia, Primates, Hylobatidae. The record is from RefSeq and is a predicted model, not a curated record.